Molecule: messenger RNA, 1180 nt
Organism: Parathielavia appendiculata
Lineage: Eukaryota; Fungi; Ascomycota; Sordariomycetes; Sordariales; Chaetomiaceae
Exons: 3
Coding region: 309-1001 (230 amino acids)
Cellular component (GO): nucleus
Molecular function (GO): protein N-terminal-serine acetyltransferase activity; histone H4 acetyltransferase activity; histone H2A acetyltransferase activity
Source: RefSeq, a predicted model, not a curated record
CCUGUCCGCUUUCGGUAUGGCCGGCCGGGCCGCAGAACUUGUGGGAUGCGGGACUGAAAGGCAGCCUUCGUCGAAUUUCAAGUUGAUGAUAGAGGAAGGGAUUGUGAGAACUUCCCUGAAUUCGUUGUUGGCAUUCAUCCGUACCCUCCUGAUUCUUUCAGUUCCUGGCGCGCUGAAAAAAAACCCCACGAUAAGCCCCGCAACAACACCCCAACCCUUCCCGCCAUCCCAAUCUACCGACCAGACCGUGUCCUCACCUCCAUUCUCUUUGAGGUCUUCAAGUCGUUGGUCUUGGGACUUGGCCGAAAAUGAAGCCAAAACGUCAAAGAGCACCGACAGGCCCCUUGGAGCUGGCUAACCGCAAGACCGACGAGCAAUUCAUAGCUGAUUAUUUUCCAUCAAAGUCCGAUGAAACACCAUGGGUGGCAGCGUGGAUUCAUCCACGGACGGGGGUUGAAUACACCAUUAGCCUGGCGCAGUCGGGUCGUCUCUCAGAGGACGACCUCAUGGCUUGUUUUCAAUUGGUUGAGUUGACAAGCCGGAAAGACUACGAGAAAUCGGCCGCAAAAUGGCACCCAGACAAGAAGCUAAAGGAGAUGAGGUCGCCCGAGCUGCGCUACAUUUUGGUGAAGGAGAAGGGCACCGAAACCAUUCGCGGGUUUACAUCGUUCAUGCCAACCUACGAGGAGGGUCAACCGGUCAUCUACUGCUACGAGAUCCAUCUCCAGCCAGACCUCCAGCGGACGGGACUGGGCACAUUGCUCAUGGGUUUUCAUUCAAACGUUGCCUCCAACUUGCCACCCAUCACCAAGGUCAUGUUGACGUGCUUCCUGUCGAAUCAACGGGGACUCGACUUCUACAGGAAAUUGGGGUUUGAAAAAGACGAUAUAUCACCCAGCCCAAGGAAGCUCCGGCACGGAAAGGUCUUCACCCCGGACUAUGUUAUCAUGAGCAAACCCGUUCGCUCGAGUCCUGCCGGCGAGAUGUCAUCUGUCGAAUGACUGUUUUCUUCACUUCAAAUCAAUAACUUUUGAAAAACCGAACUGUUGUUUGGGCGUAUUGUGGGACUGACCGAAUGGAGGAUGGUGACUUGGUCGUCGUACCGAAGAUGGAGGUUGCAGCUAAGUAGUCCUUCCCCUGAUUUGCGCGCCAACAAACAAAACGAGGUUGCAUUGUCAUU